Molecule: messenger RNA, 1191 nt
Organism: Microdochium trichocladiopsis
Lineage: Eukaryota; Fungi; Ascomycota; Sordariomycetes; Xylariales; Microdochiaceae
Exons: 1
Coding region: 1-1191 (396 amino acids)
Molecular function (GO): oxidoreductase activity
Source: RefSeq, a predicted model, not a curated record
AUGGCGACUUCAGUAGACCAUCUGCCUUCGGCGCUGUUCGCAAUCCAUCAGCCAGCCCCAGUGCCGGUACUAUUCGAAGAAUUCAGUCUUCCCAACGGGAACCAGAGGGUAUUGGGUCAGCCACACCCCGAAGGAAUUGUGAGUCCGCUGGCGCUGCGCCCACUACUAUCAAGUAGCGAGGACCUCAGCCUGGACAAGGCCAUUGAGACUAUCAAGGCCCUACAAGCCCAAGACGGUAUCUUGACCCGGAAGCUGGCGUUGCAUGGGACGGUGCUGUUCCGCGGCUUGCCCAUACGCAAUGCUGAGGAUUUCAGCAGGUUUGCUCACGCUUUUGGCUUCAAGCCGCACGAGAUCAUUGGAAUCGUGGUGAAUCGCCCGCUCUUAGCGCCCAAUGUAGCUCCGGCCAACGAAGCGCCCAAGGAGAUGCUCAUCUACAGCCACAACGAGUCGCCACAGGUCCCCCAUGCGCCUGAAUACAUAUUCUUCUAUGGCCACCAGGCCCCUGUCACCGGCGGCGAGUCGCCCAUUUCAUCCUCGUUGGAGCUGUUUCACCGUGCCCAACAAGAAAUUCCCGCAUUCGUCUCGGAGCUCGCUGCCAAGGGCAUCCUGAGCCGCGUCACCUAUAAGUUCGACAAACAGUAUGAGGGCGGCUCGACGCUUCGCCAAGCCUUUGGGAAGGAGAUUGAAGACGGCGACGAUGAGGUCACGCGGCGCGCCAAGAUCGAGGCGCAGAUUCGUCGCUAUGGCCGCGGCGAACACACCACCUGGGAAUGGACCGACGAGGGCAUUGUCUUGACACAUCGGCUCCCGGCCAUCCGUACCCAGCCGGAGACGGGCCUGCCCACUUUGUUUACAGGGCUCGCGGCCUAUUACAAGAACAACAAGCUCAACAGCCCUACAGCCACCGCUCGCAAGAACGCGACGCAGCAGCUGUACGGCGACGGCACGCCCAUCCCGGACAAGUAUCUCGAACACCUAGCUAACAUCACCGACGAAAUUCGUGUGCUGCACAAGUGGCAGCAGGGCGACGUGCUUGUCUAUGACAACAUCAUUGCGCAGCAUGGUCGGCAGCCCUGGGAAGGGGAGCAGUCCGAUCGCGUAGUUUUGGCGAGCCUAUUUGACGGCGAUAGUGUUCCUGGUGCAUAUGGUAACCAGGACUGGGCCCAGGUGGUACAGGCAUUAGCUGGAUAA